CGUGUUCGAGCCUAUCAGUUCGGGGGUCGGGCUGAUUGCCCCGGGUGUGACCGACGCCCUGUAUUAUGUAUACCCCGCCUCGCCCUCAAAGAUGACAACAUGCCCCCAGACUCGCACUCUCCUACUACCGUUCUUCUUCUCCUCACUUCGACAAUGAACAGUUCAUCGAUCUCAGCUGCCCAUCAGAUCGACACUGUCAGCUCUGGUCGACCAAGCCGGAAUCGAAAACCACCAGUGACCUACAAUCCACACCUACCGAGCACUCGGCGGAGCAAGCAGCCUGAGCCUCACCAUGAUGACAACCACGGUAUCGAUCCAUUAGUUCGAACGCGUCGCGCCCACCGUGUGAUCGGAAACAUCGAUAAUAUGGGCUUUAACGAAACUCAUGAUGAAUCAAAAGAACUACUCAACCAAUCAAACUCCUAUUCUAACCACAUGCUGGAAUCCGAAGACAAGGAUGCUGACGGGGAAGACGACGAUGGAGGGGACGACGAUGAAUACCCAUCGGGUAAGGCCGACAGUGAUAGUGACUAUUGUGCUGGAAACGGGGAGCAGUCCGACCCUCCGGCUCAAUCUGAUGACGCAAUCACCGUCAAGCGCUCCCGAAGAACUCAACGUGUCCCGAUCGAUUCUGAUGAUAGUUUCUCACAACCCAGAUCGACCACUCGGAAGGCUCGCCGGAAACCAGUCGAGUCCGACGACUCUGAUGAAGAUGAACAAGAGGAGAUUCCAAGUGAGAACGAGGAAUUUAAUGAUACCGGAUCCAUCAAGCAGAGUACAUCUUCAAAAGACGCCAGAACUCAAAAGUUAGAAGCAUUGGCCAGACAGCGAGCCAUAGUGGCCAGAGAGCAAGCCGGUACUCGCAGGAGCGCACGCAACUUGACUAUCCGAUUUGGAGAAGAUCCCCAUCGAAAUCAGUCCAACAAGCAAGCCCAUGAGGAGGACGAAGGUCGCCAGCUAAGGAAUAGGAAACACGUUGACUAUCACAUCCCCGCCUUGGAUGCAUUCGAAACGGAAGAUAAGAGCAAGGGCAAGAAGGAAAGAGGACGAGGGAUCCGAUUACCGAUGAACAUGAGCGGCAAACAAAUGGAUCGACUGUUUGCCGGUCAACGUCCUGGUGCUGAUUCAGACGAAGAGCCCACUCCUGCCUUUGGCCAGGUCAGUGGUGCUGGUAUGUUAGGUGGCGCAUCUGCUGGUCCCUUUGGAGCUCCGUUACUAGAUCCUGGAAGUUUUGCCGCUGGGGGUCCUAGUAAUAUGGGUAAAAUGUCUGGGGCUACCAACCUUGCAGAUACAGAUCCUCUCGGAGUACAGACCAAUAUCGACUUUUCGCACGUCGGUGGAAUGGAAAAUCACAUUCAGCAACUCAAAGAGAUGGUGUCUCUUCCUCUGCUCUACCCCGAGGUUUUCCAGCGCUUUCAAGUUACCCCGCCUCGUGGUGUGCUCUUUCAUGGCCCACCCGGAACCGGGAAAACUUUACUCGCUCGGGCGCUGGCUGCAAGUUGUAGUAGUGAAGGACAAAAAAUCUCCUUUUUCAUGCGCAAAGGUGCGGAUUGCUUGAGCAAAUGGGUGGGAGAAGCCGAGCGCCAGUUGCGAUUAUUAUUUGAGGAAGCCAAGAACUGCCAACCUAGUAUUAUUUUCUUUGAUGAGAUCGAUGGUCUCGCGCCAGUAAGGAGCAGUAAACAGGAACAAAUUCACGCGUCAAUCGUCUCGACCUUGCUAUCGUUAAUGGAUGGUAUGGAUGGCAGAGGUCAGGUGGUUAUCAUCGGAGCGACCAAUCGACCGGAUGCUGUCGAUCCUGCCCUCCGACGGCCUGGUAGAUUUGAUCGAGAGUUUUACUUUCCCCUGCCCAAUCGAGAAGCUAGACUAAGCAUCCUAAACAUUCAUACUCGUGAUUGGAAUCCUCCACCCUCGGAGGAAUUCAAAAGCGAAUUAGCUGAUCUAACGAAAGGAUAUGGUGGAGCUGAUCUCAGGGCUCUGUGUACGGAGGCCGCUUUGAACGCUGUGCAGCGGAAAUAUCCUCAAAUUUACAAAACAUCUGAUAGACUCGUAAUUGAUCCUCAGUCGAUUGAUGUGGUCCCGCGAGAUUUCACCAUCGCGCAAAAACAUCUGGUCCCAUCAACUAGCCGCUCUACUGCGAAUAUUGCAAGCCCACUGCCUUCUCAUCUAAAACCUUUGUUAGAGCGAUCGUUCGAGCAGGUCAAAGGGCUCCUGGAUAAAAUGCUACCCAAUGUGAAGAAACCCAACAUGCUCGAAGAAGCAGAAUAUGAGAAUGAUGAUUCUGGUUUCGAGAAAGAAAAAACGAUGCAAACAUUUGAAACCUUGCGAAUCUUUCGACCUAGGUUGGUAGUAUGUGGUUCCAAAGGCGCCGGUCAGCAACACAUUGGCGCUGCCAUAUUACAUCAUCUGGAAGGAUAUCAUAUCCAAUCCCUCGAUCUCGCAAACUUGAUUGGCGAUUCAACAACAAGUGCAGAUGCGAGAUGUGUACAAAUAUUCACAGAAGCCAAGAGACACAAGCCAUCCCUUUUAUAUAUACCCUCACUGCAUCAUUGGCAAUCUUCACCGAUUCUUGAAAGUGUCACAAGGACAGUGACAAGCUUAUUAGACGAGCUGAAGGCCUCGGACCCCAUCCUACUCCUGGCGAUCGUUGACUGCCCAUUCAAGGACCUCUCCAAAGACAUCAAAUCCUGGUUUGGCGUCAACAGAUCCAAUAGAGUUACCCUUCCAUCUCCCGAUGAAGCUCAACGCACAGAGUUCUUUGCUGAUACGAUCGCCAAUAUCCGACGGCCACCGACAGAGUUUCCAGAUGCUUUGCCCAGGAAGAAGCGGGUCCUUGACGUGCUGCCUAAAGCACCGCCCCGUGAACCCAGGAAACCGACGGAAAGUGAAUUGCAGUCCCAACUGGCCCAAGAUCAAAAAUUGAUUGAAUAUCUCAAGUUUCGCUUGGGGCCAGUGCUUGCCGAGCUGAAAAAGAAGCACAAGCGAUUCACCAAGCCGAUCAAUCCACCACCGCAACAACCAGACCCGCAAGCAGAUGAGGACGAGAUUUCAAAGGUCCCAAAGUAUUACGACGUCGAUCUGGAAAAGAUGCAUUACAAGCUCUACUAUAACGAGUAUCUCACUUCGCAGCAAUUCGUGGCGGACGUCCAGAAGAUCGUUUUUAAUGCGGAGCAGGAACACCAACGCUCCUUGAGCGUAGACCAUGAGACGGUGGUUAAGGCGCAAGCAAUGUUGACGCACACGAGGGUGAUGGUUGAACAAGCCUGUGACCACCAGUUUGAUAUUGACUGUCAUCGGAUGUACGAACGUAUGAAACUGCGGAAUCCGCUCCUUGGCCAGCCGAAAAAACGAACUACACCCAAGGAGAAAAACCAACCUUUACCGGAAAGACAAAGUAGUCGAGUUUGUGGUUUGGAGCCCGAGAUCCCCUACGAUCCUCUGUUCUCUGACCGGGGUGUCAAACGAAUGAUCAGUGGAUGUGACGCGCACACCGAUCACGAACGGCCUAUCAAGCGGAAUAAAGGUCAUCAGCCCUCGUCUAGUGGGUCUGUUAAAGACGAUGGGGCCGUCGAUGAAAACCACCAGACUGAUGGAGCAAUCCAGGAAUCUAGCGCUCACGUGGCUGAUGUCCCAGACUCUACAACGCCGGACUACGAGCCAGAACCUCUGAAGGUCAUGGAACCGCAUCUUUCCGGCACCAUCCAUUCCGCAGUGACGUUAUCGCUAACCAAUCUGUUCAAUGUCGAUAAUCCUCAGCCCAACGGCCUCACGCACCCCCAAACAUCCUCCACACAGGGGAAGACUCUGAAUGGAGACUGGAACAUGCAAAACGGAGACCCUGAGCCGGUCUCGCCACAACCUCAACCCAAUGGCAAUGCCGACGUUGAGAUGAACGCCAGUGACCAGAUACCCCAGCAUGUCAAUCUUGGCCCAGAUAAGGACGAUCCAGUCGGUGCCCCCCGUCCAGUCGAGCCUCCACCUCCAGCGAUCAUCCCCCCAAUCAUCUACCCAGAUUUCGUGUGUCCCGAACAGUCCGUCCAAGCCAUCCACUCUGAGCUGGUCUACAAGACUGGCAGACUCUCAAUCGAUCAACUCGAGGAACUUCGCGCUGGUUGUUGGAACUUGAUCUGGAACUUCAGGGCGGACUUCAAUCGGUCUCUCAUGAUUGCCGAGUGUCUGAGUUUCAUCCAUCAGUACUUCGCGGAUAUUCUCGAUGAUCAGGAACUACAAAAUAUUGAUGAUCAGUGAAUCCAUCCUCACCGUUUGUUUGUAACGCUCAUGGAGUCAGUAACUUGUAAAACCAAAAUUUAUAUACAUACAUAUUUUAUGACAAGAAAAGAUUCAGCAUAAGUUUAAAUUACACACCCAAAGGUCAUUUGUUUUAGCUUUCAGAACACCACCACCACUCACACUUUUUUUAUCCAUUCAUCUUCUCUUUUGGCUUAUUUGUGGUGGUAGCUGGCUGGUUGGUAGAUGUUUUUUUUUUGGUUUCCAACCCCCUCUUGAUCUAAACUAUAAAUACAUCUAAAUAAUAUACAUAUUAAAUAUUGAAAAUAUUUCAAGAUCGGUG
Messenger RNA from Puccinia graminis f. sp. tritici CRL 75-36-700-3, 4567 nucleotides. RefSeq lists its product as uncharacterized. The record is from RefSeq and is a predicted model, not a curated record. Gene Ontology annotation, cellular component: nucleus. Gene Ontology annotation, biological process: positive regulation of transcription by RNA polymerase II. Lineage: Eukaryota; Fungi; Basidiomycota; Pucciniomycetes; Pucciniales; Pucciniaceae. The transcript is spliced from 10 exons. Gene Ontology annotation, molecular function: chromatin binding; histone binding; ATP binding. The coding region runs from base 100 to 4245 and encodes 1381 amino acids.